This is a messenger RNA of Seminavis robusta, 1394 nucleotides long. NCBI's taxonomy places the organism in Eukaryota, Bacillariophyta, Bacillariophyceae, Naviculales, Naviculaceae. The record is from the annotation of a GenBank genome assembly.
CCCAAAUUGACACAAGAAGAUGAUGCACCAAGAACCGAUGUUCAACCAUCAUUCAUCUUCCUCAUUUCUAAGAAUUACGGUGUAGAUUGAAUCCAGACAUAAGAGCCAUUAUUGCAACAAUUGAAAAGACACAACAACAGCAACAUGUCGGAGGAGGAUCCAGAUUACGACAACGAUAUGAUGAGCAUGUCCGAGGAGGAUCCAGGAUCCAGUGCCAUGAUCAGCAUGGUGGUAGUCUGCAGCUCGGCCCUUGUCAUCUUUGGCGUGAUUUACUACAUUCUGUGGUACCGCGCCAAAGACAAGCACGAAGGAUUCGGUGCUACACCACAACCAUCUACUACUGGUAGUGCCGAAGAUGCGCGGCCUCCGCCUCCUUCCAAAUUCACGCAAAAAAUAGAGAUUAAAGAAUACCAACCAGGCGAUCCAAUCUACGACACCCUUCUAAUUGGAGGGACGGUAUCUCUGGGUGUGCUCAUGUGGAUCGGUGCCACCAUUGUGCUGAUCAUGUCUCUGGUAGACCAAUCCGAGUUCCAAAACGCCAUGCCGAGUGACUUUUCAUCGUUGGGUCCCCGAGGAUGUCGGGUGGAAAAAUCUACCAGCUAUACCUAUUAUGAUCAGAGAUUGGAUGCCCUCAACACCUUGUGCGUGGAAGAAUGGCAAUAUUCCGUUCAAGUAGUAGUUUCGUUGAUGGAAGAAGAAGAAGAAACAACCUUUGUAUCCGCCCCCAUUAUGUCAGAGAAUUGUCGAUCCAAGUGCGACGUCUGCUUACGCCAAGGUCGACUCUAUGGAGCAGAAUUCUAUCCCGGGCUAGACCCCACCACGAGAGGAACCUACAUUACCAACCAAACCUUUGUCGAAUGUUGGGAACCCACCAUUCCCGUAGAGGAUCUGUCAGACUUUUAUCAGUGUGAUAAGAGCAGUGGAACCUGUUUUCUGUUGGAAGACACAUCGGUUCGAUUAGAAGCAGAGAGGAAUAGCUCCCAAAUUGGACUCAUUAGUGCCUAUGCUUGCUAUGCCGGUGGCGCUUUAUUGCUGCUUGUGGCAGGAUUCUUUGUACUACGCAACAAACAAGUUCGCGAGGCGGCGGAGCUGGGUAGGGAUACCAAACACGUCGAUGUUGUGCUGGAAGAAGGUGAUCAUCAUGUGGCCGAGCAGGAGGACCAACAAACAAAAGAUGACAAUGAGACAGCAACGAAUCCAGGUCAAAUGGAUCAGGACCGAGACACCAAAGAUGCAAUGAUAGAAGAAGGUUCCGGAGAAGCCGCCUUCUAUAGAACAUAACUUGGAUGACCAAUUUUGAUUCCGCGGCGCAACACGACGGCACCGAUCGCGUGGCACCGCUACAGUGAAAACGUCGGACUGCUGCCAAACGACGCAAGAAUUGCUUUGUGUAU